Messenger RNA from Owenia fusiformis, 1584 nucleotides. The record is from the annotation of a GenBank genome assembly. NCBI's taxonomy places the organism in Eukaryota, Metazoa, Annelida, Polychaeta, Sabellida, Oweniidae.
AUGGCUGAAGAGCAAAAUACCCCAGCUUUAUAUACCUCACCUGCAGUACAUCUACCAACUACUCAACAUCUGAGGGAGAUAUCUGCAGAUCUCGGAUUUAACCUCACUGAUGACCAACUCGAGCAGCACAAAGAAUACAUGAAAGGAGUCCAAGGAGCCUACCAGAUGUUAGAAGAACUGGUUGAGCCAACACUGGAAGUGAAGUUCCCAAGGACACCUGGACAUAACCCAAGACCAGAUGAGAAUCCAUUCAAUGCGUGGGCCUGGUGUACAGAUAUAAAAGGGUCUGAAGAUGGGAAGUUAAAGGGUAAAACUAUAGCUAUCAAAGAUCAUAUUGCAGUGGCCGGUGUACCUAUGACGAAUGGAAGUAAAACAUUUGAAGGAUAUGUGCCUGAAUUCGACGCUACUGUUGUCACGAGAGUCUUAGAAGCAGGUGGUAGGAUUCUCGGGAAGGCCGUAUGCGAAGAUGUGUGUUAUUCCGGCAAUAGCUUUACUUCAAUAAGUGGACCUGUAACAAACCCAGUCGACAGCACAAGAGCGAGUGGUGGGUCGAGUUCUGGAUCUGCUGCUCUUGUUGCUGGCGGUAUAGUUGAUCUAGCCCUAGGUGGGGACCAGGGAGGUUCCGUCAGGAUCCCCACAAGCUUUUGUGGAGUUGUUGGUCACAAACCAACGUUCGGGCUUGUACCUUGUAGUGGUUCUUUCUCGUUGGAGACUACUGUUGAUCAUAUCGGACCAAUUGCGAAAACAGUGGACGACUGCGCCUUGCUCUUGGAGGUGAUAGCAGGAUACGAUGGAUUUGAUGCGCGACAAAGAAAAGUUGACGUUCCUAAUUAUACAAAGCUAAUCGAUGGUGGGGUGAAAGGCAUGAAAAUCGGGUUUGUGGAGGAGGGAUUUGCCAUCUGUGAGUCUGAUGUCGUUAAGGUUGUUAAGGCAACAGCUGGUGCGUGGAAGAAAGCUGGUGCGACGGUUGAAGAUACAUCGAUCCCCAUGCAUAAAUAUGGUGUAGCUAUCUGGACUCCUCCAAUUAUAGAGGGAACUUAUCUUCAAGGAUUUGUUGGUGCCAAUAUUGGAAACAAAGGGUUUUAUCCAAACUCGAUGUUGGAGCAUUUUAAAAAACAUGUAAAGGCGAGACCGUACGACUUACCACCGACUUACCAGAAUGUAUGUCUGUGGGGAGAACAUCUUAAACGUAACUACCAGUCAAAACAUUACGGAAAGGCACAAAACUUGAAUAUUGCGCUGACAGCUGCAUAUGACAAAGCAUUGGAAACAUAUGACGUCAUUGUGAUGCCAACGCUGCCAUGCAAAGCCCCUAAACUUCCGUCUGCGGAUGCCAGCAUCACAGAGUUACUCGGUGAGGCACUGCGUAUGGUUGGAAACACUGGUCCCUUCGACGCCACAGGACACCCCGCCCUUAAUAUUAACGCCGGGUUUUCAGACGGCUUGCCAAUAGGUGUCAUGAUCAUCGGUCGCCACUAUGAUGACGUAACAGUACUGAAAUGUGCGAAAGCCUUGGAGAACAAAUUGGCAAUAUAAAACAAAAAUGACACAGACAUUAUUCAGUCAUAAAAGCAAUGUAUUAAA